AUGUCCCUCGCGCGCCCCAAGGAGGACCUCUGGAACAGCAUCGCCGCCGGCGCCGUCUCCUGGGCAGCCCUCGGUGCGCGCCGGGGCGCGGCCCUUGUCGCGUUUGGCGCGGCCCUCGACUUCGUGGAUGGUCGCAUCCCGCCGCUGGAGACGCCGCGGCAUCAACCAGCCCAGCCUCUGCAUGCGCCCACGCCCGCGCCCGCGCCCGCGGCCCCCGGAUUCUUGGGGAUCCCGCAGGGGCCGCCCAUCGUGGUUCAGGAGGUCUCCGUCGGUGACCAGAGGCUGUGA
This is a messenger RNA of Miscanthus lutarioriparius, 288 nucleotides long. NCBI's taxonomy places the organism in Eukaryota, Viridiplantae, Streptophyta, Magnoliopsida, Poales, Poaceae. The record is from the annotation of a GenBank genome assembly.